Molecule: messenger RNA, 2621 nt
Organism: Notechis scutatus (mainland tiger snake)
Lineage: Eukaryota; Metazoa; Chordata; Lepidosauria; Squamata; Elapidae
Gene: C2H17orf75
Product: chromosome 2 C17orf75 homolog
Cellular component (GO): trans-Golgi network
Source: RefSeq, a predicted model, not a curated record
AAUAGGUCGUUGCGCUGUACGGCAAUAGGGGGAACGGAUUUUCUUCGCUCCCGAGUUCGCCAGCAAAGAUGUUGCCUUCCCUUCAGGAGUCCGUGGACGGAGAUGAGAGGGAGCUGGAGAGCAGCGAGGAGGGAGAACGGAAACCGGAGCGUAGCAGCAACAGUUACCACUGCUUGUACGGCUACCGAGGCUCCGGAUUACACCAAGGGUUAGGCAGUGAUGUUGGGAGUCCAAGCAAAUCAUCAGCCGAAACAUCUUCAGAUGACUUCAGCCUUUCAUUGGUGGACACUAAUUUACCAACUGAAGCUGAGAUGGAGUUGCGUGGUUUGGUUGCCAAGCAUCUCAACAAAGGAGCUUUGUUUGAGGGGAUGGGCAAUGUUAUAUCGGUCGAGUUGAGUAUUCCAGAAACUCGGGUUGGUUGUUAUUACUGCGUGUUCCAGCCGGAAAAAUGUGCAGAAGGAGCUGAUCCUGAAUCGAGAGAGAGUCCCUUGGAGUAUGUCAUCUGUUUUUUGGGAGGCUCAGAGAAGGGGCUUGAACUAUUCAGACUUGAGCUUGAUGGAUACAUUCAAGAUAUGAAGACUUCUUUAGAUUCAAAGCAAAGCAACCUGGAGACCUGCAUUCAGCCGCUCCUGAGAACUUGGUUUGAGGAUUUGGUGUGUCCUAUUCAGAGGGCGGUGAAGCUUUUCCAGGAGAAACUUGCCUUUGUGUUACAUGCUGCUCUGAGUUGCACUCCUGUUGAAGUGAAUGGAUCUGAAGAAAGGACAGAGAAGGAUAUUAACAGAUUCCUUCGAGCAGCAAGUCUUCAAGAUCUGGUCAGGGAAAGUAUGACGACUUCCUUAUGCACAGCCUCAGCAACAGAGGAGCAAUGCAAAUCAGUGGUGAUUGACUUGAAUGGGCCACAGCUUUGCUUCCACGGUGCAGGAACAAAUAGAUUCUGUGAAGAUUGGACACAAGCAUUUCUGAAUGUUCCCGAAGGGGGCAAUCCCUUCCUUUUUCGGCAAAUGCUGGAAAACUUUAAAUUGAAGGCCAUACAGGACAUCAACAGCCUGAAGCGGUUCAUCCGGCAGGCGGAAAUGAGCCAUUAUGCCUUGUUCAAGUGCUACCUGUUUCUGAAAAACUCCGGCAGCGGCGAUGUGCUCUUGAAGAUUGUCAAAGUAGAAUAUGCCGAAAUGCAGGAAGCUCGGAAUGUCAUCAGUGUGCUGGAAGAAUUCAUGAGGGACCAGCUUGGAGCUUAAAUCCUCCUCCUGAACCAAGGGUGGCUUGUACAGUACCAAGUCAGCAUGCCUCCAUGUAGAAUCACAGUUCUUGAGUAUGUAGGCCAUUUUUGUGUUGAAUCAUGUGAACUUACCGUGGAGGGCUGGACUCAGUCCCAGUUCCUCACAGUACACAAACGCGUGGUCCAAAAAGAAAACCCUUAUCACAGCAUCUUCUGUGAGGUUGAGUUAAAUUGGUAUUUGUUAGUAUGGGAACAAGCUGAGUGUUCAGGCGCUCACCCUCCCUGCUUUCUCUUGUCUGUCUGCUUGUAAAACCACAGUUUUGUUUCCCUGCGGUAUCCAAACUCUGGUUUUGGGCUUUCCUUAUACCCUACAGUCAAAAGCAGGAUCAAUCCAGAGCUUGCAAUCCCUACAUGUUAGGCCACAAUUUUCUAUAAGAGCCAGCUACUAUAGACGAAGAACAAUGGGGUUGAUCUAGACUUCCUGGAGGCAAAAUAAGCAUAAGGGCUUUGUCAGCAUUAUUAAUUGUGUUGGAAGGGAGAGGUGCCAGUGUAGAAGUCCAAAUGGUAUAUGAACAGAUACAUGUACGGAUCUUGGCUAGCCAAAAGCAGCAUAGAUCCAUGUUUGGAUCAAACAUAUGGAUUUUCUUCCAUUCUGUCCUGCUGUUUUAUACACACACACGCAUACACACACUACACACACUUCUCCCCUGCAAACAAGCUAUUUACCUCAAUGCAUGCAUCCUCUCUCAGUCCGUCAGGGUGGCUAAACUUGGAGCCCCAAAUAAAUUACACAUUGGUCAAAUUAAUUAUUAGUUAUUUAUAUUUAUACUUGUAAAACUUGACCCCAUUUUUAGAAGUUGUAGAUAAUGGAGUUUUGGUGAGGUAUGCUUAUACCAACCACUCACUUGGGGGGGUGGGGAGAAAGCUGAACAGUACAUCUGAAAUAAAAUCUAUGCACAAAAUUGUUUGUGGAAAACUAUACUUACGUACACGAUAGAAAAAUAUUUUGACAUUUCUUACAUCAUGCUGCUUUGCAAGCACACUCUUUGCUCGAAUAGGAAAAGCGUGUUCUAUUCAGCAUAUUUUAAGGCAGAAUCACUUCAUUUGGUGCUAUAACAAUAAGCCAUGGAGGAAGAUAUUAACUGGGUAGGAAAAUAAAGGUUCAUCCUUCUUGCAUUUGCUAAUUCAGCGUACAUUAUGGGACAGCGGAAAUUCAACACAGUGACUAAUAAUGAGUAUUAAAUUUGGCGAACAUUAAUGUAUUUUUGCUACACAAAUUCAACCUGUAAUAUUCUGUGAGCUCUGAUUUGCAUUCUGCUUGGAGAUUUUGGAGAGGCUCAGAAAGCUUUCUUUAAUGCAGAACUGUUGAGUAAUUAGGAUAUUAAAUGCAUUCACCUUCAAGCAA